Gambusia affinis (western mosquitofish) is the source of this 2535-nucleotide messenger RNA. Its product is annotated as H-2 class I histocompatibility antigen, Q10 alpha chain-like. Bases 113 to 1519 code for a protein of 468 amino acids. Gene Ontology annotation, cellular component: external side of plasma membrane. Lineage: Eukaryota; Metazoa; Chordata; Actinopteri; Cyprinodontiformes; Poeciliidae. Gene Ontology annotation, biological process: immune response. The record is from RefSeq and is a predicted model, not a curated record. The transcript is spliced from 16 exons.
AGAGAACCAGUCUGAACAGGUGAGCUUUUCGAACAAACACGGACAGGUGCGCCGUCCUACAGCCGAACAUAAGUAGUUCUCCCCGAGGAGCAGAACCUAAUUUGGGUUCAGAAUGUCACUCCUGGCUGUUUUGGUCCUUUUGGGGACAGGAAUGACGGUCAACUGUGAAAAACACUCCCUCAUGUACAUCUACACGGCCUUCUCCAAGCCAGUGAAUCUCCCAGGGUUACAUGAGUUCACUGCUAUGGGCUUAUUGGAUAACAGUAUGAUUGACUACUAUGACAGUGAAAACCAAAUGAAAGUUCCCAAACAGGCCUGGAUGAAAGAUCAUCUUGAACCAGAGUACUGGGAGAAAGGCACCCAGUCCAGAAAGAGCAAGCAGCAAUGGUUCAAGGUCAACAUCGACAUAUUGAUGAAACGAAUGAGACAGAAUGACACAGAUACUCAUGUUCUUCAGUGGAGGCACGGCUGCGAGGGUGAAACCCAACCUGAUGGGACGAUGCAGUUUGUCCAUGGGAUGGACAUGUACAACUAUGAUGGAAACGACUUUCUGUCCUUUGACGAUGACGAACAGGUUUGGGUUGCUCCCAGUACAGCAGCAGCAGAAACCAAGAGGAAGUGGGAUGAGGUCCAGGUGCUGAAGGAAUACACCAAGGGCUACCUGGAGAAGGAGUGCAUGGAAUGGAUGGCCAAGUUUAGAGACUUUGGGAAAGAGCAGCUUUUAAAAGCCAGUCCACCUACAGUGCAUUUGUUUACUCGUAAAGCCAAACUUGAGUCAAACACAAUUUUAACGUGUCUGGCUACGGGUUUCUUACCAAAGGACAUCACUCUGCUUAUCAAAAGAAAUGGACGUGUCCUGACUAGAGAGGACGGGUUGGUGACGUCUGACGUUCGCCCAAAUAAUGACAACACCUUCCAGAAAAGAGAUCAUGUAGAGAUUUUGAAGUCUGAUGUUUCCGUCUACACCUGUGAAGUUAAUCAUCAAGCAUCGAAAAUGCAUGUUGAAGAGAAAUGGGAUCACAUUAUUGUGGAAAACAAUGAAAAUACACCCAUCGUCAUUGCUGCUGCUGUCACUAUUCUGAUUGUGGUUGCAGCCGUUGGUGGGGCGCUUAUUUACCUUAAGAAGAAGACACGUCGACUUGAUUGCCCUGAAGGCUCAACUCAUUCAAGUCUAACUUCUGUGACCACCUCCACCGCCAAUGGCGACGAUGACAGCCAAAAGAAGGAAAUCAAAUUACCCCUCUUGAAUGAAGACAAAGGAGGCGCUGGUGGAGACGGAGACAACUGCAGCCAAGAAAGUGGGAUUUCAACCGGACCAUCGGAUAAAAGCAGUCAGCCAGGCACUGGUGCAAGCACACCUGAGGAGAACAAGUCCCUCAUCGAUAGUGAUUCCUCUGGAGACACAGCUCCUUAUCCAAGUCUAAAUUCUGAGGACUCUGGAUUAGAACAAGCCAAUCUAUCCGAAGAUUCUGGUGCUGAUAAUUCAUCUCCUAGUUCCAACAAUGAGAGCGAUGAAUAAAAGUGACACAAGUCUGACUAAUUAGCUAUCUCAAUCAUUUGGAACCAGAUUAUAAUAUGGCAAAAAUAUUGAGAAAUAAGUCAUGUUCCCAAGCAGAUCUAUGAAAUCUAACAUAUAAAGUUAUAUCAGGUGAAAAAAAUAAGUUUUAUUAUAAAUAUAUUUACUACAUGUUUGGGAACAUGUAGUAAACACUACGGAGAAAGUAGUCAGUAAAGAUGCAAAUACCUAAUUACAAAUAAGAAGAAUCCAAGAAGAAUUGGAAAGCUGAGUUUCAGGUUUUUGUCUUUUCAGUUGAGGACAUGUUACACUGUGAUGCAUUAAUGUAAAAUCAUCUUUUUGCUUCUGACAAAUCUGCUAAAAUCCCCCCAACAAAAAAAGUUUGAAGUAAAAAAAAGACUGUAAGACCUCAGAGUAAGAACAAAUACUGCAGUGUGAGUUUUUUUUUGCAGACCUAUAAUAAAUCAAAUUCACAAUUUGAAAGUAUUUUGAUUUAGCCAAACAGAUCAUGUUUGUUACAAGAUUACAUAGCUAUUUGUAGUAAUCUAUGAAUAAGGGAAGUCUGGUUAUUCUCUUUUGGAUAUUAACAAUGCUUCAUGAAUAUUUUUGAUUACUUUUUAAACUCUGUAUUACAUUAUUGCUUUAAAUGUUUUUACUCUAAUUUUUAGGGGAGUUUAUUUGUAUUUUUGGAACUUGCGGGGCUUUUACUGACUAAAUAUUUUGUACUGUAUUUACACUGGUGGUACAAAGAGUGAUUUUUUUUCUUUGUCUAAUUGUGACAUUUUGAGCAAAGAAUAAGUAUUUGCAACUUUUCUCUAAUGAUUAAAUCAUCACGUUAUGUAUGCAACUAGAAGUUUACGUAGAAUCUUUGCAGUAUCUUUUAAAACAUUGUAUAGUUACGUUUCCUAUUCAUUGAUCUGUUGAGAGAUUUUUUUUCAAAUGAUUAAGACUUCAAAAAUGAACUGUACCUUCAUGUAACUGUAUUUUCUACCUGAAUAAAACAAAGUCUUUUUACCCAA